This is a messenger RNA of Macrobrachium nipponense, 2393 nucleotides long. Its product is annotated as cysteine-rich secretory protein 2-like. The transcript has 6 exons. The record is from RefSeq and is a predicted model, not a curated record. Lineage: Eukaryota; Metazoa; Arthropoda; Malacostraca; Decapoda; Palaemonidae. Gene Ontology annotation, cellular component: extracellular region. The coding region runs from base 1049 to 1861 and encodes 270 amino acids.
UAACGAGUGACUUGGAGGAGCAUGUGCGCCUGCAAGUGUCAUAGUGAAGAAUUGUCCGUUGUGAAGUUAGUAUCCUUGCAAAGGGUCCUGCAGGAUCUUAGAGAGAGAGAGAGAGAGAGAGCCAAGGUCCUUUUGAUAACUUUGUUGUCCCUCGGCUGUGACUGCUCUUCUGCCACGUCUCUGGAUGCCUUCAAGUUUCCUCAGCUAGGAAGUGAAAAUGCUGAUCCUUUCAAAUAGACAAGAGAUGAUCGACACAACAAACCUACAGAACUCAAAGUAAUGAAACUGACUUUCCGAAUACUACGCUAUUCUAAAGAAACACUAUUCUGAAGAAUUCCUGGAGACCAAUGAAAACCUAGACAGGAAAAUUCUUGGGAAUUCUCGAAAGGCUAUUUCAAUCAACUUCAAGAGCGGACUUUGCUUUCGACUGUAAUUGACAGACGCAUGAAAUACAGACCUGAAUUCAGAAGGAGGUUUUUCAACGUCCAAAUAUCAAGACCAAGUCAGGUUUGGUUUUCCAAGCCUUUGUGACUUGAAUCCAUAAAAUACGAGACUGAGCCUCGCAAGAAAAAGUACCGCGAGUAUAAUAAUAGCAUUAAAGGAAAAACUUCCACAAAGGACCGGAAGUUGUGAGCACAAAAGAAGACCUAGGGAUCAGAGUAGGUUAUCAUUGUGCAACUUAAUUUCCACAAACAACAAAUACCACGAAAUACUACAAUAAACCCUGAUGUGAAAAUUAUGAAUGGGCAAGAAACUGGAAACCAUUAAUUGAUACGAACGUAUGUCAAGUAAAGUAACUACGGAAAAAUACUCCAUUUUUAAAAUUCUGACGAAAAAACAAGUCUGGAAACCCUCCACUGAAAUGGAAUAAAACUGAACGAAGUUACUUCACUGGAAACACUUUAUUGUAUAAGAAAUCUGAUAUGAAACAAAUAUAGUGCUCUGAUUCGACCAGGCCUCCCAGCGCAAGCUGUCAGAUCGCGUUCCUUGGUAACGAAACAAUACUAAUUUCGGGAGAAGCAACACUCCACCUUUCAAAACCUUCAAGAUGAAACCCAGAGGACUUGUCCUGCUGUCCGUCUACCUGGUGCUGAUGGCAAUGGUUCGAUCAUCGUACAGCUGGCGUACCGACAGACGUCCCCGGAUCUUCGGCAGCAAGCUGCGUCUGAAAUCCCUGGAGCCAGGGAAGUUCAGGAUCCAGAAAAAGCUCGUCCAGUUCCACAACUUUUUCCGGUCGAAAGUGAAGCCGGAAGCUUCUAACAUGUUGGCUAUGUCUUGGUCAAAGAAAGCCGCCGAGGACGCCCAGAGGUGGGCGGACGCCUGUCAACUUCUGAUCCACGAUUCAGCCGAGGGCCGGAACGUCGAGCAGUAUGGCGCUUGUGGACAAAAUAUAUUCGUCGCCACGCAUCAAGUGCCUUGGUUCUUCGCAGUGAAGACCUGGUGGUUGGAGAAGGACAACUUCACUUACGGGGGCGGGAACGACAUUUUCGUGGUGGGUCACUACACUCAGAUGGUGUGGCACUCCUCCCACGAGGUCGGCUGUGGCUUAGCAUUCUGCCCCAAUGCCAAACCUAAGCCCUUCUACAAUUACGUCUGCAAUUAUUGUCCUAUCGGAAACUACCUCGAGUCACUCUCCAAGCCCUACAAGUCCGGAACGCCCUGCUCGGACUGCCCAGGGCACUGCAAGGCCGACAAACUCUGCACCAACUCGUGCCCUUACGGAGACCUCUGGGUCAACUGCAAGGAACUGGACUACGCCUUCCACAACUGGCUCUGCAACACCAAGACCAAAGAGGGCCGGGAGAGGUUCCGCCAUUGCAGGGCUACGUGCUUGUGCAAGGGGAAGAUCACCUUUCCCUGAGGCGCCAGCUGAGAGAGAGAGAGAGAGAGAGAGAGAGAGAGAGAGAGAGAGAGAGAGAGAUUAAUUUAUAGUUCCCCAGUAAUUUUUAUAGUUCCUGGGGCUCUGCGUGACACUAUGGCGCAUAGGAGUUCCGUUUUGUAUUGACGACAUGAACAGGGUAAAAAAAAAAAGGCACAGUUUCUGCCUCGUACAAUGGUUUUAAAAAUUGACGUUUUUUGCCAAUUAAAUGGACAAAAACAGGAUUUUUCUCCUUUGAAUAAAAUGCAAGAAGUCCUUUUUGCCGUUUAAUUGACAAAAACAAUAUUUUAACUUCGAAAAGGGCUUCAAAACAGUUCUUUUCGGCUGCUUUUUAUAGAGAAACCCGGAAGGAAAUACGUAUAAAAUAUAACGCUUUGCUAGUUUUAGAUAUAUAAAUUCAUUGACUACUGAAUUAUGAGUUCAAUGUGACGAAGACGUACUUAGUACACUUCUGUGGAAGCUGUGAUAUAUCAAAGGUAUGUGUUCCGAAAGUUUGCUUGAAUCUGGAGCCCCA